Messenger RNA from Stereum hirsutum FP-91666 SS1, 3237 nucleotides. RefSeq lists its product as uncharacterized. The record is from RefSeq and is a predicted model, not a curated record. The transcript has 4 exons. The coding region runs from base 316 to 3105 and encodes 929 amino acids. Gene Ontology annotation, molecular function: microtubule binding; actin binding. NCBI's taxonomy places the organism in Eukaryota, Fungi, Basidiomycota, Agaricomycetes, Russulales, Stereaceae. Gene Ontology annotation, biological process: actin filament polymerization. Gene Ontology annotation, cellular component: actin filament; cytoplasm.
UUUUUUUUGCGAGCACACCGCUUUGUGUUGCCAGACGAGAGUGGAGUCCGUGGGGCUGCUUUUUCAAUUCUUGUCCGGAAUUGGAAUUUCGUCUUGUGUCAUACGAGUGUUCAGGAUAUUGUGAGAUAUGGCCGCCACUCACAUCUUUUUGCGAGGAAAGUAGACGUGUUUGAGAAGAAAGUGCCGCACUGUCCUCAUGGCUAGAAAAGCGUGUCAACUUUUGGACGCGUUUUACCACAUGAUUUCAACCCAUAUACUCAUUCUGAUUGGGUAUCCUGGCGCUCUAAAAAGUCUCCAAGCUGGAUUUUCCAGUACAUGACAACUCCCGCCCCGGACGAUGAAGACUCUCUCUUCGGCUCCCCUCCGCCUUCACCGGCCAGAGGUAGGUCGCCUUCACCCCAGCUGGCUCUUCCGACCACAGGAAGCAGCAUAGCCGCAGAUUCGGAAAAGCACAACAACGUGGGGACCAUUGCACUUCCUGGUUCCCAGUCUUAUUCUGAACUUGCAUCCACUCCGGCAGCUUUGCUUCUGAGCAGCCAGCCCACCGCAUCAACCUGGACGGCACCUGCUCACCGUCCAAUACCACCGCCACCGCCAUUGAACAGGUCGAGGCCUGUAAACAACAACGCUCAAAAGGCCAAGAAAGACAAGGGAAAAGCCCGAGCCUCGCGGUCCUCCACACCACGUCCACCUCCACCUGAAAUCCCUCUUCCAAAUCCAGACGAACCGCCACCGCCCAACUUCCUCCGCAACUCCCAAGCCCUUCUCGGUCUCGCUGGCCUCGUCGCCGGUGUAAAACCGUCCCACCUCUCGAAACGACAUCGCGAGCGCGAGCGCGACCAAGAUCGAGGCGCGACGCCAGACCACCCCAUCGUCGUCGAAGAGUAUGAUCCGCCGCCCAUAGGCCAACGAAGCUUCGUCGUUCAGCCGGAAAGUCUCCCCGAACCACCGAGUGAGGAGAUCGUCGCGUCGUUAGUGAAGCAGCAGAAUAUAUUUCCUGUGCUCGAAUCGUUGUUGAGGAUGCUUUCGCACGGCAACACGCUCCCACCGCCCCCGCCCCCACCUCCCUCAGCGUUCUUCGCCCGCCCAUAUCCACCCCCACCUCCAUCUUCAGCGUUCCAUCCCGACAAUAGUGGCCCAGCGCUGAAACGCAGAAAAUUGAACCGCGUACCGGCAGGUGCGGCCGACUGGGACGUCCCGUACCCUUUCGCGGACGGCGAGGGCCCGGAGGAGUACAGAGCGAAGUGGGAGAAGAAUCGGUUGAGGCAGUUGUUGAGUCAGUUGGUCGGGCUGGUGAGAGGGGCAACGAGGAGUGCGGCUACGAGGACGUUUUUUAGAGAGAGGAUGCAGGCGUGGUAUGCGAUGGGGAGUAGGACGAGUAAUGUGCCUUCGAUGCAUGCGGGGAUGAGUCCGGUGGCGAGGAUGCUGGCGAGGACGCAGCCGCCUCAUACGACGAAGCAGGUGCCGGUGCCCCAGCCGCAAGCUAGGGAGGAGACCACGAACGUCAUGAACGCGAGUAAUGUGUCGAGCGCCGCCGAUACGUCACAGGCCAUCACGUCCAUAUCCACGCCUGCGUCCGAACCUCCUACGCCACAAUCCGUCGCACCACAGACGGAGCCUGUGCCUUCGAAUCCUACAACCUCGGAACAAAACCUCGACCAGAAAGCCUUCGAUGAUUUCAUGCAAUCUUUAAUGGCGGAUAUGACAUCCGCUCCUGCUCCUGAUCCCUCCCUUGCCUUCCCUACCGACGAUGCUCCCGCCACUAAUGAUCUCACGACCUCGACUUCGUUCGACGAUAUGGACUUUUCUGCGUCUCUUGAUCCCGAUCUGGAAGCUUUUAUCUCGAUGUUGCAGGACGAUACGUUCUCGUUCGAUCCGAAUUCGAGUACGAGUACGAAUCCGGAUGUGCAGUCGCCGACGGACGUGCCCGUGCCCGUGCCCAUGGAUGUGGGCCAACAGCCGUCACCGACCACCAUAGCUUCAGCUUCAGCUCGAGCAUCAGUACCAGCACCGGCCACGACUCCAGCUCACGUCCAGUCCAACUCUAACGCGCCUGCACCUUCUAACGACUUUGACGACAUAAUGUCCAUGAUCGAUCCCUUCUUACUCGCCAUCUCUCAACCUGGCUCCAAUCACGGCCUCGGCUUCUCCACUCCCAACCCCAAUCCCAAUACGUCAAACCCGCAAGGCCAGUCACAAACUGCGAUGCCUCCGACGACACAAUCCCAAAGCCAGAGUCAGAGUCAGAGCCAGUCACCCAUGGCAUCAACGAUCUCACUCCCUGAUUCGAUGGACCCCGAGACGCCUAGAUGGGAUGAGCUGAUGAGUGGUGUAGAGUCGGAGAUUCAGAUCGUGAGAGGGGAGGGGUUCGGGCAGUUCUCGCAAUUAGGUGAGAGGGCGAUUAUGGAGAAUAGGGAGGUGGGUGUGGGUAGGGAGGGUGGGGGGUCGUCGUCUCAGCAGCAGCAACCACAAGCAAGCAGUCAGUCUCAAGCACCGAUACCCGCAUCCGCACCUGUAGGAUCAUCCCAGCCACAACCAUACCCACAGCACCCACCAUACUUCCUCCCCGGCCCCGGGACCCCAUACUCACCCUCGACAAUGUCAAUGCCGACCACGCCCGCGCCAUACCCGUACGCGUACGCAUAUCCGUAUCCACACCCUUCCCAACAUGCGUAUGCCUACGCCUACCCACACCCGUCGCAUAUUCCGCCGCCGGGUCUUACGUCCACUUCUCUUCUUGCUACCGUGCUCGAUCCGCGUCAUCAACCACAGUACCCGCCUCUGUACGCGCAACAUCCCGAGAUCCCAGCUUCUACCUCCUCCGCAUCGCUUACCACACAUCCCGCGCAUCCUGCAAACGCAAGCGGGGCGAGGAACCCCUCUUCCAUUGGGCCGACCACAACCACUUCGACAACGGCGGCAAAGUCGGCGAGUGCAAAGUCGAAGAAGGCGGAUAUUAUCAAGAGGGCGAAGGAGAGGCGUAAGGAGCUCGAGAAGGAGUUGGAGAGGGCGAAGGUGGAGCUUUGGGAGGUUACAAUUGAGCAGGGGGUGUUGGCGCAUUUAGUUAAGGAGGAGGGGAAGGCGAAAGUGGGUGGUGUCAGAUAGUCUUGUCGAUUGACUGGGGGGUUCAGUGGUCCAGUGUGAUGAGGUAUUAUCGCCCGACGUUCAUGUCGGUAUAAAUCUGGUAAUGUCCACUGUGUCGCUCAAAAUGUGUUGUUCUCUAUGCUAUGAAGUUUU